UUGUGGCUGUUGGUUGCGGUUGCUCCAGAAGAGGGCAGUAAUGUGUGUGUUUAGCUAGCUGUUGCUAACUUUAAGCUGUGUCUAAUUCAACAAAUGUUCACAGCCAGUCCAGCUAAAGUUUGUUAAAUCUAGCUGAAGGGAUUUGCAUGGUCGUAUUUCACCGGAUUUGACCUUGAACGCAACACCGAGCUGCCCUCUGUCAGGUCAGUUGAACUUUGACACACUGAGCGGUGCAGUGCAUUGAGCCUGUUUGCAGGCACAGGAGACUCUUUCUGGGUUAUUGGUUCAUUGCACAACAGUUACACAUUUAAAUUAAAGCGUAGUUACUGCGAACAAAAAUAAGACCCGAAGAUGACCUCCAAGAAAGUGAUCGAGUUGUUCUACGAUGUGGUUUCUCCGUACUCCUGGCUCGGCUUUGAGAUCAUGUGUCGCUACAGGAACGUGUGGAACAUAGAGCUCAAACUGCGCCCUGCAUUUCUGGGUGGCAUCAUGCAAGGAUCAGGCAACAAACCUCCAGGUCUGGUUCCAAACAAAUUCAUGUACAUGACCAAGGAUCUGAACCGCUUGGCUCAGUAUUUUGAUGUUCCCCUGCAGCCUCCGUCUGAUCCCUUCGAGGCCAUGUUCAAAAAAGGCUCCCUGUCUGCAAUGCGAUUUGUGGCAGCCGUACAAGAGAGGGAAAAGGGCGGAGACAAACAGGUGGAGCAGGUGUCCCGGGAGCUGUGGAGAAGGAUCUGGAGUGAAGACAAAGACAUCACAGAACCCGCAUCACUGUCUGAGGCAGCGAAGAAAGCGGGCCUGUCUGACGGUGCGAUUAAAGAGGUGCUGCAGAUGUCCACCUCAAAGGAGAUCAAAGACAAGCUGAAAAGCACAACACAGGAUGCACUUGAUAUUGGGGCGUUUGGCUUCCCCCUGGUGGUUUGUCAUGUUGAUGGAAAGCCAGAGAUGUUUUUUGGAUCUGACAGAUUCGAGCUGAUGGCCCACUGCAUUGGAGAGAAGUGGCUGGGGCCUCAUCCUGGCAAAUCAGCUGCCAAGCUUUGAGACGGAAGCUGCCAAUUAUCUCAAUUUAAUGAUGUCUUUCAUUUUCUCUAAUACUAAUACUCUAAUUUGUAUGCUGUGCCUCAUUAACAAAUAUAACAUGUAAAUAAUCUAACAUACCACUGAACUGUUCAAUAUGUGCCAAUUAAAAAAGAGUGACAAAU
Molecule: messenger RNA, 1199 nt
Organism: Seriola aureovittata
Lineage: Eukaryota; Metazoa; Chordata; Actinopteri; Carangiformes; Carangidae
Product: glutathione S-transferase kappa 1-like
Exons: 7
Coding region: 352-1038 (228 amino acids)
Biological process (GO): glutathione metabolic process
Cellular component (GO): peroxisome; mitochondrion
Molecular function (GO): glutathione transferase activity; glutathione peroxidase activity
Source: RefSeq, a predicted model, not a curated record